Pristis pectinata (smalltooth sawfish) is the source of this 4688-nucleotide messenger RNA. RefSeq names its product zinc finger protein 609-like. NCBI's taxonomy places the organism in Eukaryota, Metazoa, Chordata, Chondrichthyes, Rhinopristiformes, Pristidae. Gene Ontology annotation, biological process: regulation of transcription by RNA polymerase II. Gene Ontology annotation, cellular component: nucleus. The record is from RefSeq and is a predicted model, not a curated record.
GUGCCGGGGGUGGUGAGAUGGCCGCGAUCCGGUGAAGGCGGGGGGAGCCGCUCCGCUCCCGGGGCCUCAGCCCUGCCCCCGGGGCCUCCGCCGGGACCCGCGCCGCGUCGAUGAGCCUGGAGCCUGGCUGCCGUCCCCGGGCGAUGAUGUACUCGCACCGAAGGAGAAGUUGUGAGGACACUGCAGUAAGAACCUAACACACCGGCACUAGUCCAGGCAACUGAGCAGAGAAAGGAAUCUUUUCACAAGGAAGGUGAAUCUAAGAUGUCCUUAAGCAGCAGCAGUUCAGCUGGGAAAGGUGUGGAUUCGAAUGCUGUUGAUGCCUAUGACAGUGGGGAUGAGUGGGAUAUCGGAGUUGGGAAUUUAAUCAUUGACUUGGACGCAGACUUGGAAAAAGACCAGCAGAAAAUGGAGAUGUCUGGAUCAAAAGACGGGAGCAUCCCAGUGCCAAGCGCUGUGGCAGCUCUCCCAGAGAAUAUCAAGUUUGUCACUCCAGUUCAAGCACCUCAGACCAAGGAGAGCAAAUCAAAGGCAAAAAGGAGCAAAAAUGCAAAGGAAGGGAGUAAAUCUGUGUCUGCUGCUUCUCUCUACACUGUGGGAGAGUCAGGAAAUGGCAAGAAAGAAAUGCAGGCGCGAUCUGCUGAUAUAGCAAAUCCCAGUGGACUGGGGUCAUCCAACAGCACGUCCAAAGGAUCUGAAAAAGGCCCAAAGACUGUUCGGAAUGGAGCCGGAUCGAAAAAGGAGAAAGAGGGUGGAUCCAGCAAAAGCAAAAAAGAUAAAAGUGAGAGCAGCGGAGGUGUGCAACCGCCUCCUGGGAGUGAUCCCAGUGCUGCACAACAACUCGGGUUGGGGUCAGGGCCAAAGGGCAGCUCGUUUGAAUGUGCUCAGAGCACAAGCUGCCCAGACGGGGCUACGGUUCAAGUGCUGGAUUUAGGAAAUGCACCACUGGAUAGCAACAGCAUUUCCAACCUGCUGGGAAUUAAAACAGAAACAGAGGAGGUUGAAAGUGAGUGUCGACCACUGAAGAAGAUCAAAACCGAGAAGAUGGACUCUCCUGCCUCCACCCCAGCCCCUCCACCCCUUCAUCUCCUGCCUGCCGUCAACAGUGGUGUAGCAUCUCCUGUGGAGCAGAUCAUGGUCCGCACACGAUCGAUUGCAGUCAAUACCUGUGAUGUCGGACUUGCGACUGAGCCUGAGUGCUUAGGACCUUGUGAGCCAGGGACAAGUGUCAAUCUCGAAGGGAUUGUCUGGCAGGAAACGGAGGACGGUGUCCUGGUAGUCAAUGUGACCUGGCGAAACAAGACGUAUGUUGGAACCCUUUUGGACUGCACAAGACAUGACUGGGCACCACCAAGGUUUUGUGAAUCGCCAACAAGUGACCUUGAGAUGAGAGGAAACAACCGAGGGAGGGGGAAACGAGUGCGCCCCAGUACAAACGCUCCAGUGAUUGAGGCCACCGUGGUUCCAGAUACCAAGGUCAUCAACAAGACCCGGGCAUGUACGAGCAGCAAGGGACGUCGGGGCAGCCAGAAUUCCUCUGACAGACGUACCCCCACGAAUACCGUUGAAGACGUCAAGGCAAGUCCUUCAGCAGGAAACAAGCGUAAAAACAAGCCUGCUCCAGAUUUGGAUUUGACCUCGAGCUCCGAGGAUUCAAAGGGAGGGAAAAGGAUGCGCUCCAACUCGCGCGGAGCUGCAACCCCGACCCCCGUCAUGGUGGUGAAGCCUGAGGCGUCUGUGCCCGAGCAUAACUGUCCAUCACCUGUCCUUAUUGACUGCCCCCACCCCAACUGCAACAAGAAAUACAAACACAUCAAUGGGCUUCGGUACCACCAGGCCCAUGCACAUACAGACAGUGACGGUAAGAUCGAGGGUGACAUUGACAGUGAGGAGAAGAACUCUGAUGGCGAGGAGUGCACCCAACAUCCGUCACUGAGUCAGGAUUCUAGUAGCUGCAAUGGUUCCUCCAGCUCCCACACGUUCUGUCAGUUGAAGGGCUCCAUGUCCCCAGCGCGAUCUGUCACUCCAAAAGGCAGGAGGGAAGGCAGCAUGGGCCACAGCCCUUCCUCUGCUGUGAAGCUUGGAACUGAAGAGCUCCAGUAAAAGAAAGCCUCGUCAGAGGCUGACGCCGAGUCUGGUGGGUUGUACAAUGUCGACUGUUCGGAAGAAGGACUUGCAGUUGCCAGCCCGAGUGAUGACACAGGAAACGAUGGCGAUGACUCCACGGAGAAGAAAUCUGUCUUGGAAAAGGAUAAAGCCAAGAAAUCAAGCAGUUCAAAAUCAGAAAAGCUCCCCCUUAAAAAAAAGUCAGCCAGGCCCAUUGUCCCUGCCAUGACACCAGCGCAGAUGUAUAGUUUCUCCACUGCCACUUUCACUGCAUCAGGCUCAGGGCCAGCUCCUGGUCUGGCUACCACCGUCGUUCAGGCAAUGUCCAAGAGCCCGCCACUCAAACCCAUUCAACCCAAACCCACCGAUGGGGAGCCGUCCACGGUGAACCCAGCACUCACACCCUUAAAGGAGAAGAAGAAAAAGGAGAAGAAGAAGAAGGAUGCCAAGGAGGCAGUGAGUCCCAAGCCACUGGGCAAAGUGGGGAAGCCGGAAGAUAGCAAAAGCCCUUUUCGAGAUUCCACUGCUGAUUCUGCGCCCAAAAGCGAGGGGCUCUUGAAUGGCUCUUCCGAGUCGCACGAAAGCCGCUUGGCAAGUAUCAAAGCUGAAGCGGACAAGAUCUACAGCUUCACCGACAACGCGCCGAGCCCAUCCAUUGGUACGGCCAGCAGGUUGGAAGGCACUGGCCUGGUCACGCCUAUAACACCCUUGCACGUGGUGACACAGAAUGGAGCUGACAGCUCCUCGGUGAAGACCAACAGUCCAGCGUAUUCUGAUAUCUCCGAUGCAGGAGAAGAUGGAGAGGGGAAAGGAGAUGGAACAAAAGUCAAAACGUCAUCUCCAGACCAGAUGGCCAAGGAAAGUGCCAAGAAAGCCUUAUUUCCACCUUUAAAUAAAGAAACCCACUCCCCUUACUAUCAAGGUUAUGACACGUACUAUUCUCCCAACUACGCCCACUCGAGCCCUGGAGGUGCCAGUGGUGGUUCAACGGCAGGAGGCCAUUCAGUCAAAAUCAAGAAGGAAGUGGAUGAGGAGGGUGUGGAAGUGAGGGUCAAAGUUGAAAGCACAGACGAUAAGAAGACUGAAAUGAGCAGUGCUGGCCACCAUCCUUCAGUGAUACAGCAGAGGUCGCAAAUGUACAUGCAGCCUCUAUAUUACGGCCAGUAUGCCUACGUGCAGUAUGGGUACAGUGAUCAGGGAUACCACAGUCACAUGAUGAGUACAAAUCCAGGGUACAGGCAGCAGUAUGAGAAAAUGUGCGAGGAGCAGCAUAAACAGAGGCAAGAGCAGAACCGGGGGAAACACACCAGCAACGAUCCUGACAAGAAGCAAGAGCACAGCGUGAAAGACCGAGAACGGGAAGAGUGGAAGCAGAAGGCUCCUGCCUCUGCCACCCUCUCUAAAGCACCUAGCUUGACAGACCUUGCAAAACCUGUGCCUAAUAAGCCCAAGGACUCAACAGACUCUAUAAAAUAUGGCAUAAUGGCAAAAGCGGAUGAUGCCUCCAAGUUGCAGUCACAGCAGGCAGAAGGAUUAAAGAUGAAAUUAACUGAGGGGAGUCACCUUGGGAGGAGUUGUGUGAACAAAACAGGUCUGGAGUCGAGCAAACACUCUGGAAUGGAUCCAGGGCUAUGGUAUAGACAGGAAUCUGAAAGCAGAUUGUGGUCUUACGUGUAUCCUAACAAAUACUCCGAGCAGCAAAAGGCAGAAGAGGAAAGGUGGAAAGAAGCAGAGCGAGACCGGAAAUUUAAAGAUGAAAGCUCAUCUCGAAUAAGAAGCAAAGAGGUAGCAGUCAAAGAAGAAGGUAAAGACAGCAUGUGCUUGGAGUCCCGUUCAGCCUCACUGGAAGAAUGUCGAUCUGUUGGAAAAGAUCCCAGAUCAGGACUUCACAUUCCUGUGUCCUCCUCAAUGGUUCAACACCCAUCUUACAUGCCAUACGUUCAUGGCUACCCUUAUGGAAAGCCAUACGAAGCUCCUCACCCGGGAUUCCGAGGGGUGACACCAAUGAUGAUGCAGAAUUAUCCAGGAUCAUACCUGUCCUCGGGAUUCUCUUUCUCACCGUAUGCAAACAAGGUUCCAGGACAUGAUGACAGCGAUCGGGCUCACGGGAGUCCCGGUGUGGGCAGCAAGUCGAGCUCUGAAUCAAUGGCCCUAGAUAUCUUGCAGCAACAUGCCAGUCAGUACAAGAGCAGGUCACCAACGACGAGCGAGAAGCCGCCUCAUGAAAGGGAACGAGGAGAACGAGACAUCGAUAAAGAAAGGCCCCGUUCUUCCCCAUCCCAGCGACAGAUUGCCUCGCAUCACCAUCUUGGAAUGGGGUACCCAUUGCUUCCAGGGCAAUAUGACCUCCCGUAUGCAACAGGCCUCUCCUCCCCAGCCAUUGUUGCAAGCCAACAGGCUGCAGCACAAGCCUCGGUGUCCACCCUGUUCCCACCAACCAGAAGGGUGUAAGAGGGUGUGAUCACUUUGUUCAAAGUCAUGUGACUGGAUCACGUGAGGACGCUCAGCAUUUUUUUAGACAUCAGUUCAAUGGUGUUCCUGGUUCCUGCCAUGAAGUCAGGCAGACUAUUGUAAUGUUUCUC